Histoplasma capsulatum G186AR is the source of this 861-nucleotide messenger RNA. RefSeq lists its product as uncharacterized. NCBI's taxonomy places the organism in Eukaryota, Fungi, Ascomycota, Eurotiomycetes, Onygenales, Ajellomycetaceae. The transcript is spliced from 3 exons. Gene Ontology annotation, molecular function: protein binding. The record is from RefSeq and is a predicted model, not a curated record. The coding region runs from base 1 to 861 and encodes 286 amino acids.
AUGGAUAACCCAGAAGCGCCACCUGGAAUUGAAAGUAAAGCAGAGGAAGAAAUCUCUCGCCAUCGCAAACUUGUUGAAAGAAUAGCCCAAUUUGACGAACCGCCAGAAAACUUGGAUUUCACAAUAUCUGGUAAAGACUGCGAAUAUAAAGUCCAUUCUAGCGUUAUUUGCUCCCGGUCACGAUUUUUCGAUAGAGCCGUGAAGGGGAGAUUUGUGGAAUCGACUUCAAAAAGAAUCCAUCUGCCAGAGGAAGAUGCUGAUACUCUCGAAUUAUUAAUUUCCAUCCUAUAUGGUUUCGAGUCUUCAUACUCUGCAGAGCUCUGGCCAGAAGCUCAUGCGGAUAUAAAGAUCUUGCUAGACGGUAUCGACCAGUCAACUCAGCGCAUUAUACCCCCCGAAGCGUCAACGUUAGCUAUUGAAGGCGCUUUGGACACCCCCAAGAAAAACACGGGCCUCCGAUUGCUCCGUUUAUACGCUCUCGUUGACAGAUUCGACAUAUUUUGGCUGCAAGAGUGGGCAAAAGAAAUGGUCCUUUUAUGGGUCAAAACCAACCCCCGCAGCGACAGUUUUGUGGAGGUGAUCCGAGCGGUUUACCGAUGUGAGACUGGAAAUUACUCCGAAUUUGUUGACGAAAUUUUCGCACUCGUCUUGGACAAUGUGGAUAUACUGAUUGAGAACGACGAAUUUUACGAAGUGGUGGCAGAGAACGGGGAGCUCGGAGCAGAGUUGCUUCGACAUGUCCUAUCGACGAACAAAAUCGUCCAUUCAGCAUUGGACAUGAACAGCUCCUUAACGGAGCUACAGAGUAUUGGGGGUGAGAAUUUGGCCGAGUUUCCAGGUCUAGCUCGGGGGUCAACUUAG